GACAACUUCUUCUUCUCUUUUACCUUUUAACUAUUUUAUUAAUUAUUAAAUAAUGUGUUCCUUAUCUAGUUAUAAAUUUAAAUUUAAUCAGGUGAUUGGAAAAGUGUUUACGUGACAUACAUUUUUAGAGAAAAAAAAAUGAUUCUUCAACUGCGACCUAAAGAAAAUAAAUUAUGAUACUCAAAAUUGUGAUACUGUGUUGGAUAAUAAUUUGUUCAACAGCGAUGUUAUUUUACACAGAACAUUUUUACUUAAGUAUUUUUAAAACUCAUGAUUUCACGGAAGAAAAUUAUGACACACAGUCUUUUUUAGAGAGAUUAAUCUAUCUAGAAAGACAAGAGCAUGUGUCAGUAAUGUGCCGUUCGUUCAAGUUACCUAAAGAUGACGAUGACUACCAACAAGCCGUUAAUGAUAGUGUACUCUUGGACCACAUUUUGGUUGAUAAUCGACAUAAGCUGCUCUAUUGUUACGUACCAAAGGUGGCGUGCACCAACUGGAAACGGGUGUUGAUGGUGCUGUCGGGGAACGCGCAGCCGGACGCGGCGCCGAACCUGUCGCAGAUUCCGGCGGACAUGGUGCACAAGCCCAGCACGCUGGACCGGCUGAGCGACUACUCCGCGGCCCGGGCGGCCGACAUGCUGGCCACGUACACCAAGUUCCUGUUCGUCCGGCACCCGUUCGAGCGGCUGCUGUCCGCGUACCGGAACAAGCUGGAGCAGCGGCACCAGGACAGUUCCCGGUACUUCCAGUCGAGGUUCGGCCGGCGGAUCGUCCGGCGGUACCGGGCCAACGCCACCGAGCAGUCCCUGCGCGACGGCGACGACGUGACGUUCGCCGAGUUCGCGGCGUUCGUGGCCGACACCCGGGACACGGUGUUCAACGAGCACUGGGCGCCCAUCGACAGGCUGUGCCGGCCGUGCGCCGUCAACUACGACUUCAUCGGCAAGCACGAGUCGCUGGUCGAGGACUCGGACUACCUGCUCCGGCACGUGGUGGGCGCGGCCGACGUCCGGUUCCCGAAGGGUCCAGACUCCAACACUUCCACGCAGCUGGUCAAGUACUUCGCGCCGCUGGACCACGACACCGUGCUCAGGCUGUACAGCACGUUCGAGCUCGACUUCAAGCUGUUCAACUACAACUUGCAGAACAUAUUCGGCUACGAAGUGGGCUAAGGGCCGCUGCGCUUUCACCGCAGUACUUCGUAGUCGACUGCAGGCGCCGCACCCGUGCGAAUCAUCGUUAAUCUGUUAUUACGAGUAUCAUCAUCAUUAUAUGCGGUCGGAAGAAAUCCGAGAAAAACUUUUACGCGUGCUCUAAAAGUUCAAAAUAACGCAUUUUUUUUUUUUUUUAUUUAAUUUAAAACACGUUUUGAACCCAAACAAUAUUAAUUUUUUUAUUAAAUCAAAAAAAAUAAAAAUAAUAAUAACAACUUUUGCAGGAUUGCACGAUUUCAAGUCUUCUGUACGCGGACUUUUAAUCUGAUAACAAAAUUAUUUCCAUUUGAUUUUCUGUCGUCACUCGUAGGUAAUCUAGAUUUUCGUCGUCGCAUCGCGUUUCGAAAGAUUUCGAUUGAUUGUAUUUGAAAAACCUGUUAGCACGUUAUAAAGUUACUUUUUUUUUUUAAGUAAAAAUCAUAAAAAAAAAAACUGGAUUUCAGUGUUACGUGUCCUAAAAAUGCUCUGAACAAUAAAUAAAAUGGCCUUAAAAUAGAAAACUGUAAAUAAAACGGAAAAUACAUUUUUUUUAUUGUGAUUAAAAUAUACUUAGUUUAUAGAAAACAAUGCAAAGUGCAUCAAAAUCCUUGUCUUAAUUAUUAUUAUUGGAACCUACUGCAAAAUACUAUCCGGAUAACUUUAUCCAACGUAUUUUCGAUAUUCUUUAUGUGCAUACCUUUUAGAAAUUUUUUUGUGUAUUAUAAAAUAAUAAUAUUUUAACUAUUAAUUAUUAUUUAUUACAUGUUUUUAUCGAUGAAAAUUAAAAACGGUUUAAGGUUGUGCUCACUAGAAACUAUGUGAUAAAUUUAAUGAAUACGAAUAAAAACUAUCAUCACGACUUUUUUUUAGUAAAUUCGCUGGAAAAUUAUCUUUGAAUAUGGAACUCAUUAGUCUUACAGGAGAAAACGUAUGAGAUCUAUGAAUUUGGUUACGACAAUGUUAUGAUACGUUUGUGUACCCGUGUAAUGUACGAUGCAGUAUUCUCUAAACUUUAAGAUAUUUUCGUUCUUUGAAAUGACUUUUUUAUAUAUUGAUGUAUUAUUCAUAAUUUUAACGUAACAUUUUUUGAUCCAUUUGAUACGAUAGAAUAUGUAAUAAAUAUUAUAAUUCAUAAUUUACUAUGUACGCAAAAAGUACAAACAUUGUAGCAACCACAUACGUACAUUUAAAUUAUAUUACCCAAUAAAAAUUUUGUUUAUGUGUACCAGCUGUUACGUCUGAACUACGGUCUACGAUGAUACUAAGCUUCCUAUUAUAUGUUAUGUACACUUAAAUUUAUUAUUAAUUUAUUAAAUAAUAUUUAUUGUGUAAACGAGUCGUGAGACUUUCACAAAAUUGUACAUUUUUAAUUUUUAUAUAAUAAUACGAUUAAUUAUUAUUGUUAUUAAUUGUAAUAUACCUAA
Messenger RNA from Melanaphis sacchari, 2617 nucleotides. Its product is annotated as carbohydrate sulfotransferase 11-like. The coding region runs from base 174 to 1172 and encodes 332 amino acids. The record is from RefSeq and is a predicted model, not a curated record. The transcript has 3 exons. NCBI's taxonomy places the organism in Eukaryota, Metazoa, Arthropoda, Insecta, Hemiptera, Aphididae. Gene Ontology annotation, cellular component: membrane. Gene Ontology annotation, molecular function: sulfotransferase activity. Gene Ontology annotation, biological process: carbohydrate biosynthetic process.